This is a messenger RNA of Sitophilus oryzae (rice weevil), 3018 nucleotides long. It is a transcript of the gene Calx, whose product is annotated as sodium/calcium exchanger 1. The coding region runs from base 1 to 2547 and encodes 848 amino acids. Lineage: Eukaryota; Metazoa; Arthropoda; Insecta; Coleoptera; Curculionidae. Gene Ontology annotation, cellular component: postsynapse; axon; sarcolemma. The transcript is spliced from 7 exons. Gene Ontology annotation, biological process: cell communication; calcium ion import across plasma membrane; sodium ion transmembrane transport. The record is from RefSeq and is a predicted model, not a curated record. Gene Ontology annotation, molecular function: calcium:sodium antiporter activity.
AUGGGGGACGGCCACCCGAACGUCACCACCGACACCAUCCGCUGCACCGACGGCCUGGUCCUGCCCUGUUGGCAGCCCCUCGACGACGUCGCAUUAGUAGACAAAAUCGGCCGAGGACUUGUUUACUUCUUCUUCAUGGCUUUCCUCUUUAUCGGAGUUUCCAUAGUAUCAGAUCGUUUUAUGGCUGCUAUCGAAGUGAUCACCUCGCAGGAACGGGAGGUAUCUAUUCGGAAACCCAACGGCGAGAAGCACAUCAUCGUGGUGAGACUUUGGAACGAAACCGUAGCUAACUUAACUUUGAUGGCGUUAGGUUCAAGCGCUCCGGAAAUUCUUCUAUCGGUCAUCGAAAUCUACGCGCGUAACUUCACUGCUGGAGAACUGGGACCUGGUACUAUCGUUGGUUCCGCUGCUUAUAAUCUCCUGGUUAUCAUCGCAAUUUGCGUGUCAGUUAUUCCCAAAGGCGAGGUGCGAAGAAUCAAACAUUUAGGAGUAUUUUUUGUCACGGCUACGUGGUCGGUGUUCGCAUACGUCUGGCUCUAUCUCAUCCUGUGCUUUUUCUCACCGGGAGAAGUCGAAAUAUGGGAAGGCUUAGUAACGUUCUCCUUCUUUCCAGCCACAGUAAUCACCGCUUAUGCAGCCGAUCGAAAGAUUCAUAAAUAUAUGAAGAAAGAUUAUCGGAUGAACCGUCGUGGCGUCAUAGUUCAAGCCGAAGGUGCUGACAACUUGGAAAUGGUAAACACCGAGCUCUUAGUCUUAGAUGACGUCCACGAAGAUAUCAAGCAAGAAUAUAUAACAACCUUAAAAGAACUCCGACAACAGCACCCUCAUACCGACAUCGACGUCUUGGAAAAGAUGGCCCACGAAAUUCUUCUAAAUAAAGGACCCAAAUCCAGGGCCUUUUACCGUAUCCAAGCAACUAGAAAAUUAAUGGGUAGCGGAGAUUUAAUGAGAAGGAUCUCUGAACGGGCUCAGAGCGACUUAAGUGAGGUAAAAGCCGAGCUUCAGAGAGAAAGCGGUGUGACCGAGUUCUCACAAAGCGGAGCUAAAGUAUUCUUCGACCCUUCAAAGUAUACCGUGCUGGAAAGCUGCGGUCAUUUCGAGGUCACGGUCGUUAGAACCGGCAACAUCGACAUUCCGGUAGUCGUGGAGUACGGGACCGAGGAUGGUACUGCGCAAGCUGGAAGUGAUUACGUCAAGGCCAAGGGUACGUUGCAUUUCCAGGCGGGCGAAAAGGAGAAGCGCAUUACAUUGGAAGUGAUAGAUGAUGACGUGUUUGAACCUGACGAACAUUUCUACGUUAGACUGUGCUCGGCUCAGCCACCGGGCAGCUUGGGCUCGCCGGUACUUGCUACAGUUAUCAUUCUAGAUGACGACCACGGCGGUCUGUUCAAGUUCGAGUCGCAGAACCACGAGCUGGUGGAGAGUGUGGGAACGUAUGAGUUGAAAGUGGUCCGGUGUUCGGGAGCUAGAGGGCGUGUUAUUUUGCCAUUUCGCACUGAAGAUGGUACUGGCAAGGCGGGAAAAGAAUACGAGGAGCAGGAGGGAGAGAUUAUUUUUGAAAAUAACGAAUCAGAGAAAGUGAUUUCACUGACCAUAAUAGAAGAGGACAGCUACGAGAAAGAUGUAUUAUUCUACGUCCAACUGGGAGAACCUCAAAUGUCGGGUGAUGAGGAAGCCAGUCUGGCAGCGGAAGCCGAAAAGAAACGACCGGACGAAAGGACGGAAAGAGAAAGAAUUGCGUUAAUGGGCAAGCCAAGGUUAGGAGAGAUAACUAGAGCACAAAUUAGGAUAAAGGAGAGCAAGGAAUUUAAGAAUACCGUAGACAAAUUGGUUCAGAGAGCUAAUGCCUCUUUACUAAUCGGAACAUCUUCGUGGAAAGAACAAUUUAUUGAGGCCGUCACUGUCAGUUCGAGCGAUGAGGAUGACAAAAAGGAACCUUCUAGACUAGACUAUUUUAUGCACUGUUUAACAGUGUUUUGGAAAAUACUGUUUGCAUUUGUUCCACCAACAGGUAUUUUUAAGGGAUAUUUGUGCUUUGUGGUAUCAAUAUUCUGUAUAGGCGUGGUUACAGCAGUGAUAGGAGACGUAGCGUCCCACUUUGGCGCAACACUCGGUAUUAGAGAUGGAGUGACCGCCAUAGUGUUCGUCGCUUUAGGAACUAGUAUACCUGACACAUUUGCCAGUAAAGUAGCCGCUAUCCAUGACAAACACGCAGAUGCAAGUGUGGGCAACGUUACAGGAAGUAACGCUGUCAAUGUCUUCUUGGGAAUUGGUGUAGCAUGGUCCAUAGCUGCCAUCUAUCACGGUAUCCAUGGGAACACCUUUAAAGUUGACCCUGGAAGCUUAGCCUUCUCCGUAACGAUAUUCUGCACAGAAGCCGUGCUCGUCAUCUUCAUCUUGGUGAUGAGAAGAUCCAAGAUCGUAGGCGGCGAAUUGGGAGGACCGCAGUGCCUCAAAUACCUCACGUCAAGCGCAUUUUUCGCCUUGUGGGUCGUGUACCUAGUGAUGUCGACGUUGGAGGCCUACGGUGUGAUCCAAGGCUUUUAAAAGUACAAGGAAAAACGUUCUUAGUCGUUACGUUUGUGUGCUAUAUGAAUUUUUAUCGAGUUCCUUAUUAUAAGUAUGUAGAGAAAUGCACAAGCAUCUAUAUCGGCCAGUGUUUCUGCACAUCUUCAAUACAGGCUUGGAAAAUAUGUAUUUGAAUAUAGUAUUGAAUAUAUUCAAUACUAUAUUCUUACGAUUAAUGUAAAUCGAAGACUUUUAUUUCAAUUGGCGUUUUUAAGGAAAGUUUGUCAUUAUGGGAAACUACUAAUUAGAUUUUUAUUAUACCGCGUGUUUUUCAAAAGUCGCUGAACUCUAUAAGUUUUUUUAUUUAUUUUUUCAUGUAAAAGAUGAGAGUUGGUUUUUUACUACACAUGGUAUAAUAUUAGAAAUCAUCAGAAAUAUCUUCUUUUGGUGGUAGAUCUGGUCAAAAGAAACAUAUUUUCGCUUUGUCAUUUUUAAAUUCUUUCAAAUAAA